Fusarium venenatum is the source of this 1974-nucleotide messenger RNA. RefSeq names its product DNA-directed RNA polymerase I subunit RPA34.5-domain-containing protein. NCBI's taxonomy places the organism in Eukaryota, Fungi, Ascomycota, Sordariomycetes, Hypocreales, Nectriaceae. The record is from RefSeq and is a predicted model, not a curated record. Gene Ontology annotation, biological process: transcription by RNA polymerase I.
AUGGCGCCCAAGGAACCUUUCAAGGUGCACUCCCUCAGCAAGCACAUUGAGAACACAAAGAAGGGUUUAUCAGCCGAUUCGCAGACCAACCGCCGCCUUGCUGGCCGCUCUACAGUUGUCAAGAAAGAGUCGAGCGAUCCAAACAAGAUUUUUGCCAACAAUGACGACGACGAAGGCUCGGGAAGCGAUAGCGAUAGCGAUAGCAGCAGCGAUGAGGCUCCUGGUAGCUUCCUGGAGAGGCUUACCGCUGGUACAAAGUCUGCACCUGCGAAGCCUACUCCUGUAAAGUCCACUCCCCAAUCUGCCCGCCGUCGCAGCAAGGAUGAGGAAAUCGCCGAUAGCGACGACGAGCGCAAAGCUUUCAACAACAAGGCUUCUUCCAAGAAGUCUGCUCCAAAACCUGAAUCGUCCAGUGAUUCAAGCAGCGAAUCCGAUUCUGACGACGAAAAGGCCAACACGAAGGCCAACGGUACCAUUCCUGCCAAGGAUGCCGACAGUAGCUCGAGCUCUUCCGAGUCGGAUAGCGACAGCGAAAGCGACGAGGAAGACAAGGAGAAGGCACCAGCUGCCAAGAUUUCCGCCGAAAAGAAGGACGAUUCCGAGUCAUCUUCUAGCGAGAGCGAGAGUGAGGACGAAGCUGAAUCCAAGUCCAAGCCUGCCGUAAAUGGCACUGCUGCUACCGCUACAUCUGACAGCGAAAGCGAAAGCAGUGACAGCGAAAGCGAAAGUGAAAAAGAGCAACCUGCCAAGCCUACCACUAAGGCUGUCUCGAAGCCUGCUGCGAAGCCUGCUGCGAAAUCCACAGCCACGGUAUCCGACAGCUCUUCCAGCGAGGAGGAUUCCGACGACGAGAUGGUUGACGAAUCGAUGCACAUCGAGGAUCGCGAAGGACAGGUCGCAAUCCCCAACUUCAUUGCUCCCGACUUUGUCCUCCGCAAGGGCGACGAUGGCACAAGCGGCAAGGAUGUUGCUGAGGUCUGCAACAAGGCCAACCUCGAGGGCAAGCAGUUCUGGUACUUCACAGUUCCUUCUGAUGUCCCCAUUUCUGUUAUCCAAAACCUCGAAAUCCCCAUGAACCAGUCAAGUGCCGGCAACAAGCUGUUCUCGCAUGGUGGUGAUGAUUACGGUUUCUCUUUUGAGUGUAUUGCUCCCAAGAGUAACAUCCAGAUCAUGAUCCCUUCUUCUGAUGCUUCUCAGUAUCAAUCUGCCCCUAAGCAGAUCGAUCAAAUGAUGCAGAUCAAGAAGAUUACACCACUUGGCGCCAACAGAUCUGUCGGUCCUACCCCUAAGCCAGCCCCUCGUGCUCAGCCUGCCGGAUUGAAGGCCCGCUACCAGCCUAUCGGUGUCAACGAGCCCAUGGGUACCAUUAGUGAUGGAGAGGAUGUAGAGAUGGCAGAGGCUCCCGCUUCAUCAACCAAAGCGGAGAAGAAGGAGAAGAAGCGCAAGUCCAAGGAGACGUCUGAGAAGAAGCAAAAGAAGAUGACUCUUCCUGAACGACCUAGCGCCCAGAGCGUAGAGGAGCCAACCCCGGAUACCCGCAAGAACAAGCGAAAGCUCGCAGCUUCUGAGGACGACGCUGCCGCCGCCACUGAGCAACUCCAGGCGGAGGCCAGAUCGGCAGCCAAGAAGUCCAAGAAGCAGAAAACAGACCGAGUCGGCAGCCCUGACUUGGGCUCCGAGCCCGCUUCCGUAGCCAAGAAGCAGACUCCUGUUCUGCCUCCCACAUUCCCUACCGCAGGAACCCCAACUUCUAAACAAAAGAAGGUUAAGGAGAGCGCUGUUCCCAUUCCUUCUAUUCCUCACUCGUCACCUCCCAGAUCCUCUCCUGCGCCUGCCCCUGCAUCGCGGGCCCCAAGUUCACCUAUCCGGGCCAAGGAGAAGCGAUCCAAAAAGUCAAAGGAUAGUAAGAAGGCCGCAUCAAGCAAGAGGGAAACCCCUGUCCCACCCCCCGUGCCUGGUUCUUCCUCGGAAUAG